Messenger RNA from Ogataea philodendri, 3450 nucleotides. RefSeq lists its product as uncharacterized. Lineage: Eukaryota; Fungi; Ascomycota; Pichiomycetes; Pichiales; Pichiaceae. Gene Ontology annotation, cellular component: cytoplasm. The record is from RefSeq and is a predicted model, not a curated record. The transcript has a single exon. Gene Ontology annotation, molecular function: GTPase activator activity; protein binding. Bases 1 to 3450 code for a protein of 1149 amino acids.
AUGGAGACUCCGCCGAAUUUAGAAUCCAACACAAAUCUGCUGUUAUCCCCGCCGAUUGAUACGAUAUCUAAUCAAUCCGGGGAGCGCAUUGUAAAGCUGAUUGCUGUGGGAUUAAAAGAAGCAUCUACCGACUCUCCCAGUUUUAGGGCAUCUGCAAAUUAUAUGAAUGAUCGCAUCGUGGAGUAUCAAUCGGUUCUGAAGAAGACAAUUGCUUUCCUCAAACGGUAUUCGUCUGCUUGUUCUGUUUUAGAUGGGAUGAGUUCAGAGCUUGUCAGUACUUUUGAAUCCUUAGAUCACAGCAGUUAUCUGGUCAAAGAUGUUGCAAAACCUUGUGUCUCCAAUACCUCAAAGGGGAUGAAUGUAAUUUUGAAUACGUUCCACAGUAUACUAGGACCCAAGUUAGACUCGGCUAAUACACUGUCGACUCUACUGGAGAAAGAUUUUGGAGCAUAUUUUGAGACUCGAUUUGCAUUCGAAACAAUUCAAGGCAAAUAUGACGCUUACUUAGAGCGAUUUGUGGCUCAACCAAAGAGCUUGGAUCCCACAAGUGCCAAGGAAGAUGCCCUACAACUAUUUGAAAUCAGAAAACAAUAUAUUCAUGUUUGCUUGAGCUUAUGGAUAUGCCUUAUCGAUUUGAGGCACAAGAUAAGUUCCUCUUUAGUUGGAGUUUCAAAUAAUGUAUGGAAUGCAAGCGAUCAAACCAGGAUUCUCUCAGAGUCAUUAGGCCUGAAACAAAACUACGCAGCUGUUGUGAAAGCCAAACAUUGUCUUGAUGUUCAAAUUCGUUCAUACAAAUUGCUGAUGAAAGAUUUAUUGGUAGCAAAAGCCAGUUCAGAAGAAGCUGUUAUCAGUCUGUAUACUCCCUCCAGUGAUCUGAAUUCUUAUAUUCCUGCUACCAUCAAUAUGUCGCAUUUGGCUGAAACCAACGUGCAGCAAUACGAAAAGCAUGGGUGGGUUUUUAUGAAGAGCAAUAGACUGAAUUCCAAAGACACUGUUUGGAUCAAAAGGUGGCUUUUUGUUAAAAGUGGCCUCUUUGGGUUUUUAUCGCUAAACUCGUCCCUUACAGCUGUGGAGGAAUCUGACAAAAUCGGAAUUCUUCUGGCUAACGUGCGAUAUAAACCGGAGGAGACCCGCAAAUUUUGUUUCGAGAUUAAAACCUUAGAGACAGAAAUAACACUUCAGGUUGAAACAUUGGGAGAGCUUAAGAGUUGGAUUUCUGUAUUCCAUAAUGUCAAAGCCUCGGCGCUGAAAACCAACAAUGCAGUUUCUAUGUCCCGGUUCGAGCCACUACUUGACCAAUUUAGACUAAAACCUGUUGUCGAAAAAGACUUGGAGCUGGUUAACUUUCCUACCUCUAAAAGCGACAAUGCACAGAAUUUGCUCACUCACACUUUACCACAGCUUAAGCUCGAUCUUGAUUUCAGUCCUCCGUUAGUAACAGAGCUUACAAACCUCUCUUGCUUAUCUCACCUUUAUCUUACAUCGGCGGAGGUUCCUUCGGCUUUUACAGCUAAUGUGUGGGGAUUCAUAAAUUGGGGACUUUACUACACUAUCGACAGUCCUUCUUUGCAGAAGGUAUCCAAAGUCAACGAAUUGAACUCUCAAAACCUCACUUACAUCAACCUUAGAUACCCAGCAUUUUACCCCCUUGAACUCAGACGAUUGGAUUUACAACUGCGCUCACUCUUCGAAUCACGAGUCCAACCUGAUGAAUUUGUUCUUGUUGUAUUUAGAGCUUUCUGGUCUGCUAACUCCAAGCAAGAACUCUUUUGUCAUAUUUAUGUCACGCAAAAGCACGUCUAUCUUUACACCUCAAAUUGUGGUUUGGUGUCGAUCUCAAUCUUCAACUUGGUCAAUUUUUUGUAUGUGGAUUCCGUCUCGAAAGACAACUAUGAUGUGCUCCGAAUGUACACUGUCAGUGGAAUUUCUACCAAAAUGAAGCUAUUUUUUGAGUCAGGCUCUCUUAUCAAAGAUCAAAUCAACUAUCUGAUAUCAGCUCGAAAAUCAUCGGAAACUAAGUCUUUGGAGACUAUACUUGAAAAUUUGACCAAAAUCAAAACCGUCAGAAACCAAAAUCAUGAGGACACUUCACAUGGCCAUUCAUCGGGCCCCUCUAACAAGAAUGAUGAAGAGAAUUCGGUUUUGACCGUUGCUUCGGCAUCGGAUCUUGAUAAUAAUAAUAAGCUGAAUUACAGUGAUGAUAUGAAGCUACUGUGGAUUAAAAAGUACGAUAUCCCUGCAAAAGCUCUUUUUCAUGUUCUUGUCGGAGAUCAGUCUUUUCUUCUACACUCCAUGCUUCCAUUUGCUCAGAUCACUGUAGAUACAGGGACACAGCACACCAUUUGGAGAUGCGAUUCGAAACAAAAGUUGACAAGAAACAUUUGGAGUUCGAAUUUGGAGGCACUUUCAGUCCAGCAGGAAAUCGAAUCAAUGUCGAAUAAUAAGUAUUACAACAUAUCGCAAAGCACCUCAUACCUCCGAUUCCCAUUUGGCUCUGCACGCAGACUUGUGAUCAGGUUUGUUAUUUUCAACACGGAUUCACGUACGUGUAAGCUUCUGGUUUACUACAAAGUGGUGAAAACAAAGAGCUUUGCUGAAGUAUUAAGCUCAUUGUUUUUUAGACAAGUCAUGUUAUUUAAGAUUGACGACCUGCACAAACACAUCACUUCAGCAAUCAAUAGUCUCUCUAACGAGAAUCGAAAAAUUGCGUCUGCAAUUAGAUUAUUUGGUCCUGUCACCAAAUUUGAUAGCGAUGAACCAACAAAAGAGGAGCUUGAGUUCCAAAAAGAAGUGAGGGGCGUCAAGGCAGAACUUCUUCUUAACGUUGUUUUACAGAAGCUAAACCUUGAGCUAGACAAGCUCAUAUAUGUCACUGCGAAGUUGGUACUACAAUCGAUUCUCACCUUGUUCAAAGAUUUGCAGAUGUAUUGGAUUUUGGUGGUCACAUUGGCUGUAUCUCUUAUUUUUAACCUUUAUUUCUCGGGGAAAACGAGUUAUUCAUAUUGGAUGGAGUAUAAUACAGAAAAAUAUGUUGACUCAUUGACACAGAGGCCAGUCUUAAUGAAAAGAAUGAUUUCGUUGAGCGAUAUCCAAGAAUUCACUCAGAGACCACAAUUGCUUGGCUCAGGAAAUGAAACUGCAUCAGGUUGUUUGUUGGAAUUCCAAAAACAGAUGGAAGUUCAUGAUCACCCGACAUCCAAUACUGGUCGUGUUCAGUCUCGUCUCGUGGAAUUUGGUCUAAAGAGAAACGAGCUUCUAACGGAAUUAGGACUUUUGAAUGCUGCUGAGAAAACAUACAUUACUUCUGAGUGGAAGAAAUGGGUAUUUAAUGAGCACAAGAAUUGCGAGCUAGCCAGGAUUAAAUAUCCUGAUAGCUACGACGAGCAGCUUGCACGCUACUGUGAUUCCACCAGACUGGAGAUGAAUUAUAUUUCGAAUAAUCUUCUAUAA